AUGGCCACCACUGGGCCAGGUUUAAUGAAAUUACCCUCGUUGGGCUCGAGUCCACUUCAUAGACAACUUCCGAUCAGCACCGAUGACAGCCCACCCGGUCGCCGCCGAGCUUCGAUCACCGACCCCAGCUUGCAUGCCCACUCCCUGCCACCCGCUCCAGCUAGCAGUCUUCAGCCAGCCAGUCUGAGUAGUGCCCGGAGUACCACACUGCCUUCACUCCGAGAAAUGAAUCAGCAUCCAAGCCUCAGUCGUGCCGAACCGGAACAGAGCUCAAGAAACCUCCAACUCCCCUCCCAGCCGGUCGAGCACAGCCCAUCCAUCGACCCGGCUGCCCGGCGCCGUGGAAGUGCUGCCGAUCUCGAUAACAUCUUACUCAACUCGAACUCACCCGACCACCGCUAUCAUCAUCAUCACCACCACCACCACCACCAACACCAUCCCCCUCCAACCGACCAUCCGAUGCCGGCCACUGUCAAUCCUAACCAGCCUUUGGCUGAACAGCAAAACAGUCUCCGCCAAGCUGACCAUCCGGUCCAGCCGUCCAAAUUCAGCCCAACCACCGCAGGCCCUCCUUCGCCCUCCUUCCACCUCUAUCCGCAGACGUCCAACAGCCCUGUCUCACCCAGAAGCUUCCCGUCCAUCCCAUCAGCCCAUCAGCCGCCCGAACUCAACGCCGUCUCAAUCGGCCCCCUCACUAGCAGACGGCCAUCCUCCGCCAUGAGACGCAGAGGAUCAUCGCGCCUCAAUGAGCUUGAUAGUGGCCAAACCGAAGAUCCGUCCAAAGUCCGCACCCCUGGUCUUGCUGCGAAUCCAAGCGGAUCGGAUCAUCCGCGUGGCUUCCCUCUACCUGGCGGCUCACAAUGGCCUUAUCCAACGCCACACCACCGGCAUCAGUUGCACCAGAAACCUCCGAGUCCAAUGAAGCGUCGCCACAGCAGCCAAAGCACCUCUGAUUCCACUGUCCCCCCUCCCGUCUAUUACGCUCUACCGCCCGAUCAGAGCGGACCAGCUGAUCAUCCUUGGAAUUCGCCUGGCCUGCUUUCCAAUCACUCUCAACAGGAGGACCUGGCGGAGUAUACUAUGCUACCCAGUGCUAAUGAUCGCCUCGACGUCCGCCGACAGUCCGAAACUUCGACUGUCAGUAGUAGCACCGGCACAUGGUUCGAUCGCAGGCAAAGCGGUGGGAGUGGGGGAGGCGAAGGACCGGAUGAUAACCCAAACCUGAUAUCUGACCAUUCAUUGCGCCAUCGGUCUUGGUCAUCAUCAUCAAAUCCACCCUUCUCGCCAACCCAGACAGCAGUAGCUGCAAGCAUUGGCAGUUAUGCGUUUCCCCCAAUCCCACCUGGAGAACAGGCCAACAACCGACCGAGCUAUCAGGCCCGACCCGGAGUGAUGACCGAAAACGGAGGAUGGAACCUGAGCAAGUCCAACUCAUUUGAUGAUCCGGUGACAGGACGACGUUCAUCGGGAGUUGAAGACGAACUCAAAGACAGGUUGGCUGGCACCCGCCUCGACCGUCUACCCCUUCUUCACUCACGGCCCGUCCCGGAGGAAAGCGACGGCGGUGGACCGCAAGACAUGGACCAUAUCAACCAGGCUAACAGGCUUGGUACAGCUGGCGCCCUUAGUCCCUAUUCACGCUCGCCCGAAUUGAAGAUCAGUCAUAAACUUGCUGAACGGAAACGAAGGAAGGAAAUGAGAGACUUGUUUGACGAAUUACGCGAAGUCCUUCCCGUGACGGACGAGAGGCACUCCAAAGGAAGUAAAUGGGAAACCCUCAGUCGAGCGGUUGACUACAUGCAGCAAAUUCGGUUGGAAAACGAGAGGCUGAAAGCGGAUAAUCUGCACUUACAAGGCAGACUUACCGCGCUCAGUGGGGGUCUCUCCACCAGAAUAGAACAACAAGAUUCGAAUAAUCCACAGCGUCCAAACCAUGGGGGCCAUGGCGGAUUCGGCUAGAAAAAAUUUAAGAAUAAAUUUAAAAUGACCACUUUCCUUUCUUUUUUUACUUCCCUCCUGGCUCCUGGCUUUUUGUUUUGUUGUUGUUGUUUGCUUGAUCUCGAGAGAUCGAUUUACUUAACUUAUCGUUACAUUCCUUCUCUCACUCAAUUAUGGACUCUCCUCUCCCACGGAAAGCCGGAACUCACACUAUGUUAGUUGAUCAAACCCAACUCAACUCUAACUUCACUGAAUAAUCAACACCAAAAUCGCAUCCCUUCCCCAAUCACAAUAAUACGCCCGGAAACAUGGAGAUGUAUUUUUAUCAUUUCCUCGUCAUCAUCGUUACCGUUUUUUUUUCACUUCUUUUUUUUUGUUCUUGCUUGUUUGGUCAUCUUCGUGAAAGUGCUUUUCAUUUCCACAUCAAAAAAAAAAACAUCUGUUCAUGAUGUGACUACAAAUAUCAGGUUUACAAUCGGUCCCUGGGUGCAUUUUCGGCUUUUUCUACCUGCGGUAUGUACUAGGCAUAAUUGGAUGACUUAGACACCAAAUGUUGAGGAGG
Molecule: messenger RNA, 2500 nt
Organism: Puccinia graminis f. sp. tritici CRL 75-36-700-3
Lineage: Eukaryota; Fungi; Basidiomycota; Pucciniomycetes; Pucciniales; Pucciniaceae
Exons: 3
Coding region: 1-1959 (652 amino acids)
Biological process (GO): positive regulation of transcription by RNA polymerase II
Cellular component (GO): RNA polymerase II transcription regulator complex
Molecular function (GO): DNA-binding transcription factor activity; protein dimerization activity
Source: RefSeq, a predicted model, not a curated record